Psilocybe cubensis is the source of this 789-nucleotide messenger RNA. RefSeq lists its product as uncharacterized. The coding region runs from base 1 to 789 and encodes 262 amino acids. The record is from RefSeq and is a predicted model, not a curated record. Gene Ontology annotation, molecular function: ditrans,polycis-polyprenyl diphosphate synthase [(2E,6E)-farnesyl diphosphate specific] activity. Gene Ontology annotation, cellular component: lipid droplet; dehydrodolichyl diphosphate synthase complex; membrane. NCBI's taxonomy places the organism in Eukaryota, Fungi, Basidiomycota, Agaricomycetes, Agaricales, Agrocybaceae. The transcript has 6 exons.
AUGGUGCUGCAACGUGGCUGGUCGUGGAUCGCGACUAAAGCGCGUAAUGUCCUCCUCAAAAUCCUUGCGGCUGGUCCAAUUCCUCGACAUGUCGCCUUCGUUAUGGAUGGGAAUCGACGGUAUGCUCGGAAGAAUAGAAAGGCAGUCCCAGAAGGUCAUAGUGAUGGGUUUGUGACUUUGCGAAGGAUGUUAGAAGUAUGUAUGCGAUUAAACAUCAAAUGUGUGUCGGCGUACGCAUUCUCCAUCGAAAAUUUCAAGCGGUCGGAAGAGGAAGUCAGCGCGUUGAUGACUCUUGCGGAAGCAAAGUUAUUGGAACUUUGCAGUCACGGUGAACUACUGGAUCAAUAUGGCGUGCGGCUUAAUGUGAUUGGAAAUACUAAACUCCUGCCGGAGUCAGUGCAACAGGCAGCCCGAAAGGCAGAGGACAUGACGAGACACAAUAAACGAGCUAUAUUCAAUCUCUGCAUGCCUUACACGUCCCGCGACGAAAUGACAACGGCGGUGGAAUCUUGUGUUCGCGAUUCGAUUUUGGCUGGUUCCAAAGAGAUAAUCAUCACAGAACAAGACAUCGAUCGCCAAAUGAUGACAUCCUUGGGCGACAGUCCUCCACUAGACAUAUUGAUUAGAACAAGUGGGGUCAAACGUUUGAGUGAUUAUUUGCUUUGGCAGUGCUGUGAAGAUACCCAGCUACAGUUUUCGUCUGUGUAUUGGCCUGACUUUGGUUUGUUCGAUUUUAUCCCUAUCAUACUAGACUUUCAACGCAAAGUGUGGUCUACUUCUAAUUUAUAA